AUGGCCGACGUAAAAAUGCUCAAUGAUUCAACUUCUAGUGUUACAGAACUAGACAUAGCGGCACCCAAAAGCAAACGCAGGCCGGCAAACAAAAGACAGAAAAUUGGUGACAAAGGCAAACGAAAGGCAAUAACGGAUUCCGAAGACUGUUCCACCCCAUUGUCAUUGUUUGAUGCUACCCGGAUGGAGAGCUUGCUCAAGAAUGCCGCGAUUACCGAGAAGAUAAAGCUUGAAGAAGCCAAAGUCCAAGAAAGGAUCCAAAUCUUGAAGACCCAGGAAGCCACAGCAAGGGCAGCGGAGGCAGCGGAGAUAACCAAGCGUCAGGCCAUCGAAGCACAAAAGACGAUCCAGUUGGCCCAGUUGGACCAGAAAAGGUUGCUUUUGGAACAGGCCACCAAUUCUGCUAUGGUGGGAGUUACAAUGUUUGAUAUGGCAUCAGUGUGA
Molecule: messenger RNA, 444 nt
Organism: Psilocybe cubensis
Lineage: Eukaryota; Fungi; Basidiomycota; Agaricomycetes; Agaricales; Agrocybaceae
Exons: 3
Coding region: 1-444 (147 amino acids)
Source: RefSeq, a predicted model, not a curated record